GCGAAAGGAGAAGGUGAUCAAUCUCCAUCCGUCUACAUUUAGCAAUCAGUGACUGACGCGAAGGAGCGCGCGACAAAACGCAAAUGACUUUUUGAUUGUAAAAUUUAAAACACGGAAAAUAAAGAGCAAACGGCGAUCAGUCAAAUCCAGGCGAGCACGAGCUUAAACCAGGGCGAAAAUCUGUUAAAGGAGAAGUUUUGAAGGUUGCUUUUUUGUUUGUUCGUGAGCCUGUUUUGCCUUCCUACUCUCUCUGAUGCUGUUUGGAUACUUACUUUUUUAUUUAGAAAAUUAUUUGCGAGCGUAUAUCUGUUAAAAGAAGAAGAGGAGCGUCAAUUAACUAAUAAAUAACAGUUCUAUAAUUUUGGCUCCGACCUCCGUCAAAGUGCAACAUCGGGGUAAAUCGACCUACUGGUCAGAUCUGGGGGGACCCGGGACUGCCUCUAGCAUGAUGUCUUACCUCAAACAGCCCCCAUACGCCAUGAACGGCCUGGGGCUGAGCGGGGCGGCCAUGGACCUGCUGCAUCCCUCCGUGGGCUAUCCAGCAGCAACGCCCAGAAAACAGCGGCGCGAGAGGACCACUUUCACGCGCUCCCAGCUGGACAUCCUGGAAGCGCUUUUCGCCAAAACGCGGUACCCGGAUAUAUUCAUGCGCGAGGAAGUGGCGUUAAAAAUCAACCUGCCCGAGUCCAGAGUGCAGGUAUGGUUUAAGAACCGCCGGGCCAAGUGCAGGCAGCAGCAGCAGAGCGGAGGGAGCAGCACCAAAGCUCGACCGGUCAAGAAGAAGUCCUCCCCCACUCGUGAGAGCACGGGCUCGGAGAGCAGCGGUCAGUUCACCCCUCCAGCAGUGUCCAGCACGGGCUCUUCAUCCUCCUCCUCCUCGUCCACCAACAACAACAACAACAACACGGGCAUCAGCAGCACGUCUACCUCCAUCAGCACCGUCUCCUCCAUUUGGAGCCCGGCCAUCUCACCAGGUUCUGCCCCUCCCUCCGCCUCGCUCGCCGACCCCAUGCCACCCUCCAACACCUCCUGCAUGCAGAGGUCAGUCUCCAGCACUGCCGGCUCCUCCUACCCCAUGUCCUACAAUCAGACGGCGGGCUACAGCCAAGGCUAUCCCACUCCGUCCAGCUCCUACUUCAGUGGGGUGGACUGCGGCUCCUACCUGACACCCAUGCACUCGCACCCGCACCACCCCCACCAGCUCAGCCCCAUGACGCCAUCGUCCAUGUCCACGCACCCCCACCACCACAUCAGCCAGUCUUCAGGUCACCACCACCAUCACCACCACCACCAGGCCUACAGUGGCGCCGGCCUGACCUUCAACUCCUCCGACUGCCUGGAUUACAAGGAGCAGACGGCGUCCUCCUGGAAGAUCAACUUCAACGCAACGGACUGUUUGGACUACAAAGACCAGGCAUCCUGGAGGUUCCAAGUCUUGUGAUCACCACCCUCUUGUUCUCGUUCUUCUUCUGGUGGUGUUCUUUAUUCUUCUUUUUUUUUUCCUUCACCUCCCCCCUUUCACUUCCCUUCCUUUAUGCUUUCCACCACUUCACUCAUCCCCCUCUCUGUUUUUAAUAGUGUGCGAAGUUUAUUAAAAAAGAUAAAUAUACAGACUUACAGAUUUAACAAAAUAGUUAGAUGUUCAUCAACAUUUUUCUAAAGAAAAAGACCAAGACCAAGAAAACGAAGAGCCCCUCGCCCAGCGUUCUUCGGAGAAGCAAACAAGAAGAUAAAACGGCGAAUCUGUGGACAAGAACUACAAACGAGUCCUCAGCAAAGAAGAUAUGGAAGAAGAUAAUGAAUUCUGGACGGUUUUAACAUGUUUUACCCAAACACCCUCCCAAAAGCUCUGGAUUAUUUUACCUUCCCCCAACAUUGCUGGACUCUUGAACCCUCAGCAACCGGUUUUACCCCAUCUAUCUCUCGUUCUCUAUCUCUCAAUCUUUCUCUCUCUCUCUCUCUUUCUCUCACACUCUUUCUCUAAGCCAGUGUACAGCCUCCUUUUCUUCUUCAGUCGCUCAUUUUUAGGUUGCGAGAGAUUUCUAGUCAGCUUCAACAGAGCUGAAUCUUGUACAUAUGUAUUGGGUCAGUUACAGUGACCGUAUUUAGUUGGUGUUGCUGGAUUUGAAAAAAAAAAUGGUUUAAUAAGACUUGGAGAUGACUUUAUGUAAAUCUUUUUUUUUUCCCACAAAAAAUAUUCCAAAGAUAAAAAAAAAUAAAUAAACAAAUUGGCCUCUGGACUUAAUUUGAUGCUGGUGAUGAUAAAUUAAUUUUAGUGGAGAAGAGUGGGGAAACACAAAACUUCCAAAUCAUAUUAGAGAAUCUGGGAACUUUUGGGAAUUUGGUGGGUGAUAUUUAAUUUUAAUUGGACCAAAUUUGAUAGAAAAUUUAAAAAAUGUACUCCAUGAGAGUCUUCUUGCUGAGGUUCUCCUUGCUGGUGUUGGACGCAGUUAGCAGCACUUGACUGACUUUCUGGUGGCUGUUUUUGGAGAGCUUGGCUGGAUGCGUGGAUGGUUGGAUGGUUGGUUGGAUGGACGAGCAGACUGUUUCCCAAUCGCCAGUGAAAUGUUGAAUGUAUUUCCGGCACAGGCCAUCACAUUCCUGUCCGUCAUAAUAAAGAACAGUUAACUACCCA
Molecule: messenger RNA, 2635 nt
Organism: Astyanax mexicanus (Mexican tetra)
Lineage: Eukaryota; Metazoa; Chordata; Actinopteri; Characiformes; Acestrorhamphidae
Gene: otx1
Product: orthodenticle homeobox 1
Exons: 4
Coding region: 446-1441 (331 amino acids)
Biological process (GO): regulation of transcription by RNA polymerase II; multicellular organism development
Cellular component (GO): nucleus
Molecular function (GO): RNA polymerase II cis-regulatory region sequence-specific DNA binding; DNA-binding transcription factor activity, RNA polymerase II-specific
Source: RefSeq, a predicted model, not a curated record